CUCCGGCAUGCCGCACCGCACUGCGUUGCGAUUAAAAUAUUUUAAUUUUUCCGCACUGUGCCGCACGUCAUACGUGCGUUGGAUGAAUUUGAGAACGCAAAAAGUAGUGAAUUUACAACCAUCCUUUUUGUAGGUUACGUUAUAUGUCAUAUGAUACACAAACAUGGAUUUAAUAAGUGAGGACUAUUCAUAUACGGAAUAUAGUACUGAGGGUAUCAAUGAGUUAAUAAUCCAUUAUGUAAGAAACCGCCCACAAUUGUGGGAUUUGAAUGAUAAGUGCUACCGAGAUAAUGGUCUGAAAAAAAAAUUGUGGUGUGAGGUUGCCCACGAACUUAAUAUGACUGAGGAGUUUGUGAAGAACCGUUGGAGAAAUCUUCGAGAUCGGUAUAUAAAGGAGAAAAAAAAGUCUGUAACAAAAAGUGGGCAAGCAGCUGUUCAUUUUGUACCAUAGUCAUUUAUGGAACAUUUACAUUUUUUAUCCGAUACAGUGGAACCUCGCAAGACUAUAACAAACUUCGAAAGUUUAGAACAUCCCUUAUCUAGAAGCGAUACAUCACCAACAUCUUUGGAGACUUUUCAAUCUGAAGAAUAUAUGUACAACAUACAAGAAGAGUUUCAAGACAAUAUGUGGGAUAACAUAAGACAGACAGAACAAACAGAUUUUUGUUCACCGCAUUCAUUAAAUAUGCCGUCUCGUCCUUCUAAUAGUGCCUCUCCUCGUCCUAAUAAUACUUUGUCUCGUUCUAACAGUGCUUUGAUUCGUCUUGAUAGUGUCUCCCCUCGUCCUAAUAGCGCCUCCCCUCGUCCUAAUAGCGCUUCCCCUCGUCCUCAUUAUGCCUCCUCUCGUCCUAAUAGUGCUUCUCCUCGUCCUGAUAGUGUCUCGUCUCGUCCUCAGACUAGUCAUCGAAUGAGUAGUCAUUCUCAAAAUCAGCCUACAGCCAGCAAAUGUGCAAAACGAACAAAAAGACAAUUGUCUGAAACGGGUAUAGAUGCGGUUGAUGAAGCAAUUUUAAAUUUAGUGGGAAAACAAAAUUCGGCAGAUACUGUGAAUUCAGACGAUCUUUUUUAUUUAUCUAUAUCUCGGGAUUCACAGCAACUAAACGUAAACGCAAAAUUACGCUUAAAGACACUUGUACUACAAAUACUUUCUCAAGUUAUAACAGAGGAACAAAAUAAAAAUUAAUCGA
Harpegnathos saltator (Jerdon's jumping ant) is the source of this 1187-nucleotide messenger RNA. RefSeq lists its product as uncharacterized. Gene Ontology annotation, molecular function: DNA binding. Bases 458 to 1183 code for a protein of 241 amino acids. The record is from RefSeq and is a predicted model, not a curated record. The transcript is spliced from 5 exons. NCBI's taxonomy places the organism in Eukaryota, Metazoa, Arthropoda, Insecta, Hymenoptera, Formicidae.